UGCUUCGGGCCAUCUGGAUGUACACGUGCAGGUCACUGGGGAUAUGAUGCCUUAGCUUGGGCUCAGAGGCCUGACAAUGUUAACAUACCUGAUGUUAGCAUAGCAUAUGUUUUAGUUUAGCUUAAUGGUAGCUGAAUAUUUCUUUUGUCUGGUCAUAUACUUAUUUUAAAAAUAUGAAUAUUCUGUAUCUUUUGUUGUUGUUGUUUAGGUGUAUUGUUUUGACUUCCUAGAAGAGACCCCCAGGUAGAGUGGUACACUAGCUGCUACUAGUGCACCCAAGCCUGGGAAUCAGGAGAAGCCUCACAGUGACACCCCCAACUGAGGAAACUCACGGAGCUGCAGGUAGAGCUGGGACAUACGCUACUUCUUUGGACAAAAAUAUACUGACUAGAGUGGAGUCCCCCUGGGGAGUCAGAAAGCCUGAGAAAGAUCUCACUUGUUUGAAAGUUCAAGUGUGAAUUACUCCCUCACAGAUAAACCAAAGUAUUUUGAAAAACAAAGGGGAGAAAAGAAAUUACUCCCCAGCGCUCUCAGGCAUCUAGAGGACACCUAAGAACUUGGGAGUCAGCUACUUCUUGUGUGCAGCCAUGAAGUCUGCGCACUCCGAUCCCCAGAACACAAGUCAUACCAUCAUGACUUUUUACCCGACCAUGGAAGAAUUUACAGAUUUCAACAAAUAUGUUGCUUACAUGGAGUCCCAAGGCGCACAUCAAGCUGGCCUUGCCAAGGUAAUUCCACCCAAGGAAUGGAAAGCCAGACAGAUGUAUGAUGAUAUCGGAGACAUCUUAAUAGCCACUCCCCUCCAGCAGGUGACCUCUGGACAGGCAGGGGUGUUUACUCAAUACCAUAAAAAGAAGAAAGCCAUGAGGGUGGCGGAGUAUCGCCACUUGGCAAACAGUAAAAAAUAUCAGACUCCACCACACUGGAAUUUUAGAGAUUUGGAGCGACAAUACUGGAAAAGCCACCCUGGUAAUUCAGCAAUUUAUGGUGCUGAUAUUAGUGGCUCCUUGUUUGAAGAAAACACUAAACAGUGGAACCUACGACACCUGGGAACAAUUCUGGACCUGCUGGAGCAGGAAUGUGGGGUUGUCAUCGAGGGUGUCAACACACCCUACCUGUACUUUGGCAUGUGGAAGACCACGUUUGCUUGGCACACGGAGGACAUGGAUCUUUACAGCAUCAACUACCUGCACCUUGGGGAGCCCAAAACAUGGUAUGCAGUGCCCCCAGAACAUGGUCAGCGCCUGGAACGUCUGGCCAGGGAGCUCUUCCCGGACACUUCUCGGGGCUGUGAGGGCUUCCUGCGGCACAAGGUGGCCCUCAUCUCACCAACAGUUCUCAAAAAGAACGGGAUCCCCUUCAAUCGCAUGACUCAGGAGGCUGGGGAGUUCAUGGUGACCUUUCCCUAUGGCUACCACGCUGGCUUCAACCAUGGCUUCAACUGCGCAGAGGCCAUCAAUUUUGCCACUCCACGAUGGAUUGAUUAUGGCAAAGUAGCUUCACAGUGUAGCUGUGGGGAGGCGAGGGUGACCUUUUCCAUGGAUGCCUUCGUGCGCAUCCUGCAACCAGAGAGCUAUGAGCUCUGGAAACACAGGCAAGACUUGGCCAUUGUGGAUCACACAGAGCCCAGGGUUGCAAAAAGCCAAGAGCUGAGCAACUGGAGAGAUGAUAUAGUACUUAGAAGAGCUGCUCUGGGCCUGAGGCUUCUCCCAAACCUCACAGCCCGGUGUCCCACACAGCCUGUGUCCCCAGGGCACUGUUACAACCCAAAAGGUUGUGGCACUGAUGCUGUGCCUGGAUCUGCAUUCCAAAGCUCUGCAUAUCAUACCCAGACCCAGUCACUUACCCUGGGGAUAUCAGCCCAGGUUCUUCUCCCUUCCACUGGAAGCUGGGGUUCUUGUGGUCGUGGUCAUGGUCGUGGUCGUGGUCGUGGUCGUGGUCGUGGUCGUGGUCGUAGUCGUUGUCCUCGAGAACUGGGGACUGAGGAGACAACUGUUCAGCCUGUAUCCAAGAGGCGCCUUUUAAUGGGUACAAGGAAUAGGGCUCGAGGCCGCAGGCCUCAGCUCCAGCUUGACAAUGAUUUGAUGACAAAUCCGUCCUUUUGA
This is a messenger RNA of Cercocebus atys (sooty mangabey), 2105 nucleotides long. Its product is annotated as lysine-specific demethylase 4E. Gene Ontology annotation, molecular function: histone H3K9 demethylase activity. The coding region runs from base 588 to 2105 and encodes 505 amino acids. NCBI's taxonomy places the organism in Eukaryota, Metazoa, Chordata, Mammalia, Primates, Cercopithecidae. The record is from RefSeq and is a predicted model, not a curated record. The transcript has a single exon. Gene Ontology annotation, biological process: chromatin remodeling. Gene Ontology annotation, cellular component: nucleus.